CUGUCAAGGAGUGUGUAAACUACAGCGCAGUGUGUUUCUUUGUGAUUACCUAUAUAUCGUUUAUUUGUGAUGUUCUACAGCUAUUUUUAUGGUUGUCAGCUCGUUCUUUGUGUAGUAGUUUGUAGGAGCUGUCAUGCUGUUUGUACCUGUAGAUAUUACUUUCAAGGAUAAAGAGACUGUGGGUCCUUAGCCUUCAAGGUCAAGGCCAGCGUUUCCCAAACCAGAGGUCGCGACCCCGUGUGGGCUCGCCUGAUUUGAAAAUUGGGUCGCGAGAGAAAGUCCGAAAUAUUUUUUCCGUUGCGCUUCAUUCAUAGAACCCUGGUUUCGUCAGUAGCCUCCGGUAGCCACUAGAUAUGGUUGUAAUAAACAGAGCAGUUUCUGUUUACUUCCUACAAAUGUGGCUCUAUCGUUUCUAAAUCAAACUGGGGGGAAAAUAAUAGAAUCAAUAACCAGGUUUCCAUCCAACCUUUUUAUUAGAGUAAGGUAAAUGCCGGAUAAAAAAUGUCAUGACAGGACUGAUGGAAACAGCAAAUUUGUCGCUUAACUUUCCAAAUGUCAACAAAAUCUUUUUGUGUCGGUAAAUAUAUUAUGUGUGGAAUCGCCUUCAUGCGCAAAUAUUGAUAUAAUAACCAUCAUAUCGAAGUGAACUUGGAGUCACAUGAUAAUGUGUUGUGGUCCUCCCACUACGACCCGUGAAAGCGUGCAGUUUAUUAAGGCUGCAGAUGAAAUAAGUUACUUCCCAGGGUGGUGAACGUGCACAGUGAUGAGCUUGAUGCUCCUUUCCAAUAACUAUAGAGGGUUUUAAUUCUGGUGACAUGAUGAUAGAUGCUUGACUGCCGUUUGACAAAUAAAAAGAAUCUCGCUCUUUUGUCCAUAAUAAUCUUAUCGUGAAGUAGGCUAUACCCACACUGUAUCUGUGAGCUGUUGGCUAGAGCACACGUGGCAAUACCAGAGAGGACACACUCGCUGUAUAACGCAACAAUUUGUGUGGCAAAACCAUCAGUGGAAUUUAGUGGGCUCCCGAGUGGCGCAGCAGUCUAAGGCACUGCAUCUCAAUGCUAGAGGCGGCACUACAGACCUUGGUUUGAUUCCAGGCUGUAUCACAACCGGCCGCGAUUGGGAGUCCCAUAGGGCGGUGCACAAUUGGCCCAGCGUCCUCCGGGGUAGGGUUUGGCCGUCAUUGUAAAUAAGAAUUUGUUCUUAACUGAUUUGCCUAGUUAAACAAGUCAAUUUGAUGUAAGCACCUCUCUGGUGGGAAAAUGUACAUAUUGCUUUAUGCAGAUUUUAGAAUGUUCUCAUUAAAAAUCUAUUGCCAAUUGGAUGGAAACCAGGCUAAUGAUGUUAUUUUAUACACAGAAGAUCCUACAAACACAUUAACUGAUGAUCUUCUCAACUUCUCUAUACCAUUUCUGAUGCAUUUGUCAUUUCCAACCAUACUUCCUACAUAUUGGAAUGCUGUCAAAAGUACUGUCAGACUGAUUUGCAAUAUACUAAACAUUAGCCGUUGAUUACAUCACUCUUUUUUUUUUUCAUAGCGAGGUUGUGGCUUUGCUCCCUUCUUCACUUCCUGUUAGAACUCUACUGACUAAAUAUUCUAAUUUCUCCGCAGUGCUUCACGUCCGUGACCUCAAAGACCCUUUUAUCAACCUCUCUGCCACUUCUGCAUUCUCUUUCUCUCACGUUCUCUCUCUCAUUUUCUCUUUCCUCAUUUUCUCUCUUGUUCUCUCACGAUAACUUGCAACUGUAAGAGAAUUAACUCUUCCCUUCGCUCUCUCUUUCUCUGCUUCCACGCUUGCCUUGCCUCCCAUCUUGGUCCAGGACUUUAUGGAAAGGGGACAUUGUUACCAAGGCGAUAGUGACUCUGCGCUUCCCCCCCACGCUUUGGCAAGUUUCGCUCUCUGUCCAUCACUCCCUCCAUCCCUCUCUCCUGCCCCUUCGGUCUCCCCUGUUCCUUAUCUACUGCUGCCCCUUUCCCUAUUCCUCUGCCUCUUUCGCCCCCCCCCCACGCUCUCUGUCCAUCACUCCCUCCAUCCCUCUCUCCUGCCCCUUCGGCCUCCCCUGUUCCUUAUCUACUGCUGCCCCUUUCCUAUUCCUCUGCCUCUUUCGCCCCCCACGCUCUCUGUCCAUCACUCCCUCCAUCCCUCUCUCCUGCCCCUUCGGUCUCCCCUGUUCCUUAUCUACUGCUGCCCCUUUCCCUAUUCCUCUGCCUCUUUCGCCCCCCCCCCCACGCUCUCUCCAUUCCUUCUCUUCCACCUACAACCUUCGUUUCAUUCUCCUUCUGCCUCCCCCUCUCUUUGGCUGUGUAGCUGUAGCUCGGACAGUGAGAAAUGGUUCUGCUUAGAACCCGAUGUUCUGUUGAGAGUUCUAGAUCUCUGAGAUGGCUCUAUGGUUCUAUGUUCUAGGCUCUCAGAGACGGAACCAAGCAGGUCCAGAUGGACGAGGUUCCACUGGUUCCGGGAGAGACCAUCAAGGCUCCAAGGAUGUGAUGUACAUCUGUCCCUUCACUGGCUUGGUGACAGGAACCCUCACCAGCACUGACUAUAAACUAUACUUUAUCAGCCUGGAGAGGGAUACUCCCUUCAUCCUGGAUGUGAACCUGGGAGCGAUCAGUCGUCUCGAGACCAUCAGUGUCCAGAGUCAUGGAGAGAACACACAGGGCAUGGAGAUAGUCUGUAAGGACAUGCGUAGUCCCCGGUUUGCCUAUAAGAAGGAGGACGCCAGCCAACCAGAGAUAGUGGAGGUUCUAACAAAACACACCUUCCCCCUAUCAAAUGGCCUGCCCUUGUUUGCCUUCCUGUAUAAGGAGAAGUUUCUUGUGGACGGAUGGAAGGUGUACGAUCCCAUAUCUGAGUACAAGAGACAGGGUCUUCCCAAUGAGAGUUGGGCCAUCAGUAAGAUGAACAGUAGUUAUGAGGUGUGUGACACCUACCCUGCCCUGCUGGUCAUCCCCACUAGCAUCAAGGACGACGACCUCAAACGAGUUGUGGCCUUCAGGGCCAGGCACCGCAUACCGGUAUUGUCAUGGAUCCACCCGGAGAGCCAGGCCACUAUAGUGCGUAGCAGUCAGCCUUUAGUGGGACCCUCUGACCGGCGCUGUAAGGAGGACGAAAGAUACCUCCAGACCAUCAUGGAUGCUAACGCACAGUCUCACAAACUCACCAUAUUUGACGCCCGACAGAGCAGCGUGGCAGACAACAACAAGGCUAAGGAUGGUGGUUAUGAGAGUGAGAGUUUCUAUCCCAACGUGGAACUCAACUUUCUGGAGAUCCCCAACAUCCACGUGAUGAGGGAGUCACUGAGGAAACUGAAAGAAGUGGUCUACCCUAGUACAGACGAGGCCCACUGGCACUCUGCAGUCGACCAGACACACUGGCUAGAGUACAUGCGGGUCCUCCUUGCGGGUGCAGUGCGUAUAGCUGACAAGCUGGAGUCUGGUAAAACCUCUGUGGUGGUCCACUGUAGUGAUGGGUGGGACCGGACAGCCCAGCUCACCUCUCUGGCCAUGCUGAUGCUGGACAGCCACUACCGCACCCUCAGGGGCUUCCAGGUACUGCUGGAGAAGGAGUGGAUCAGCUUCGGACACAAGUUCGCCGCGCGUGUGGGCCAUGGGGAUGAGAACCAUGCCAACUCAGAGAGAUCACCUCUCUUCAUCCAAUUUAUAGACUGUGUCUGGCAGAUGACCCGACAGUUCCCUGCAGCAUUUGAGUUCAAUGAGUUGUUCCUAAUCACCAUUCUGGACCACCUCUACAGCUGCCUCUUUGGUACGUUCCUCUACAACAGCGAACAGGAGAGAGUCAUCAAUGAUGUCCAGACCAAGACAGUCUCUUUAUGGUCCUACAUCAACAGUCAACCAGAGGACUUCACCAACCCGUUCUAUGUGGACUAUGAGCACCACGUCCUGUACCCUCUGGCUAGUGUUCGACACCUGGAGCUGUGGACCGGGUAUUACGUGCGAUGGAACCCCCGUAUGAGGCCGCAGAUGCCAGUGCACCAGAACCUGAAGGAGUUGUUGUUCCUGAAAGCUGAGUUACAGAGGAAGGUUGAAGAGUUACAGAGAGAAGCAUCUUCAUCACACGGCUCUCUUUCCUCUUCAUCAGAACACACAUCAUCACCCUCACACAGCGGGGGAACGCCCCUACACACCACCGUCUGAAUACACACACAUACCCCUACCAAUACAUUUGUCUUUGUAUUCCCCUAUUUUUCCACAAGUGUUUUUAUCAUAGAGAAAAUAAGUACACACUUGUAACAAAGUUUUGUUCUUGGUUGUAUUCAAAUAAGAGAAAAGAUAUAGGGUAAUGUAAUUGUUGAAAGAAAUAUUACAGUAUUGAGAGAAAUGCACCAUAAUAUUUUGUCGAACGUUGAAAGUGUAAAUAUAAAUAGAUGUAACUAAUAUAUUUAUACCUACCAAAAGUAUACUCUUUAAGAAUGACAACAAUUUCUAAUUGAAUUGAAUUCAUAUUUCUAAACUAUCAAUCAGCACUUCUUAACUGCCACAUUCCAGUAAGCAUGUAUUAUCAACUCAAUGGCAGCCUAUUCCCUAUAGGUCCCGGUCAAAAGUAGUGCACUAUGUCGGGAAUAGGGUGCCAUUUGGAGUGUAGACUGAAUAAGAUCUCUAUCUCUCUGUACUAACUUAACCUGAUCCAGCUGUGCCAUAACUAUUCCUCUGUAAUAUAAUGUCCCCCCCCCCCUCUUCCUGUCCGUCCAUUUAAUGUGCCCUGACUGGAGGUUUACCUUUUUGUGUAUGUCGUGUUCCUAUCAACACGUUCCAUUGAAAGUCUCUGUGCACGUGUGUGUUUUUUUAACGUCAUUUUUUUCCUAUUCAAUGUGUGUUUCAUUUCUAUGCAAUGGUGAUAUCCAUAUGAUCUGCAUUAUAUCUUGUAUUCUUGUUAUCUUUGGUAUUCCUUUGUGACUUUUCUUUCAUUGUGGUGACGCCAAAUCCUUAUUUUAGGUUACCAUUUGCACCGAGAUGCUCUCCUUGCCCUCUGCCGACGUUAAUCAAUGGUAAUGUGGUCUGAGCUCAUAUCCCCUUUGUGGCUUUGAAGACACACUGCAGCAAUACUGACAUCCUGUGAUACCCAUAUCCUUUUCCUUGAGGAUUAGAUCAAUAUCAUUUAAGUCUAACUAACCUUAAUGUCUUCGAUAUUGUGUAUGGUUCCUACUGUAUUAUGGUGGUUGUAGCUGUUUCCUGUGUCAUGUGAUGGUUAUAACCACUGUUUCCUGUGUCAUUUGAUGGUUAUAACCACUGUUUCUUGUGUCAAGUUUAUGUUAUCAUUACUGUGCUGCAACUUCAUUGAACUUUUCUGUGGUAAAUGUGAUUAUUUUCCAA
Oncorhynchus nerka (sockeye salmon) is the source of this 5329-nucleotide messenger RNA. Its product is annotated as myotubularin-related protein 1-like. The transcript is spliced from 14 exons. Lineage: Eukaryota; Metazoa; Chordata; Actinopteri; Salmoniformes; Salmonidae. Gene Ontology annotation, molecular function: phosphatidylinositol-3-phosphate phosphatase activity; phosphatidylinositol-3,5-bisphosphate 3-phosphatase activity. Gene Ontology annotation, cellular component: cytoplasm; membrane. The record is from RefSeq and is a predicted model, not a curated record. Bases 2378 to 4153 code for a protein of 591 amino acids. Gene Ontology annotation, biological process: phosphatidylinositol dephosphorylation.